Messenger RNA from Melopsittacus undulatus (budgerigar), 4754 nucleotides. RefSeq names its product perilipin 1 (gene PLIN1). Lineage: Eukaryota; Metazoa; Chordata; Aves; Psittaciformes; Psittaculidae. Gene Ontology annotation, cellular component: lipid droplet. The transcript is spliced from 8 exons. Gene Ontology annotation, biological process: lipid metabolic process. The record is from RefSeq and is a predicted model, not a curated record. The coding region runs from base 2592 to 4133 and encodes 513 amino acids.
UUAGGGGGUGCCAAUACUGCCAUAGGGCAUGGAAAUGAGUUAGCUACCCCUCCAGACCCAAGCAUAAAGAUACCUUGCAGGUCUGUGGGGAUCUGGCCAUAGCGUAUAACUGGGUAUGGAGCAGAAUGCAGAGACCAGGGUAUAAAACAGCUUCCCUGCACCCAGCUGAUGUGGUGAGCUUUUGUUACACAGCGUGUUUCGAGGUGGAGGUGGUGGUACCUUUGCACUGCAGAGCCGGGGCUGGCACAGCCUUUGCCCUGGAGGAAGGGAGGGAAUGAGCAAAGGCAUUAGUAGGGCAAAGGGUGCAUCGAUCCCAGCUCCAGCCAAGGCAGAGGGAAGGUUGGCAUGUUCCCUGCACUGUGAGCACGGCCAGCAGGGAUGGAAACAGUCCCAGUGCCAAGAGAGCAAACGUUUGCUGCCCUUUGUCCUGCUGUCUGGAGAGCAGUGACUGCUGAGCUGGAGACAGCCCAGGACACCCACUCACCUCUGUGCCCAGCUUGGCAGAGCCCUGGGCUGGAAGGCAAAACUUUGAGGCUCUUCAGGAGGAAAGGGGUAUUUUCCUCCCAUGCAUUGGAAAUGUCCCACCUUCAUGUACAAGGGAGCCAUGGAGCUGUGUCAGAUGCAUGCCUCUGUGUCCUGCAAAGGGGGUGUUCAAGGACUUGGCUCUGCUGCCUGGGUCUCCCCAAUGCUGAGCAGCAUGCCAAGGGUCUCAUUGCCUCAUGGUGGCUAGUCCAGGACACUGAGCAGCCUUGUGUCAGCCUUGGAUCAUCUGCACUGAUCCCCUUGGCAGAAGCAGCAGCAGUGGGAGCAUUGCAGCAGGUCAGGGGGAGCAGUUGUUCCUCUCUUUAAAGCACAUCUGGGGAUCCAUCUCCUGUUUUGUCCCCAUCAGCACAGGGGAGAUCUUGACUCCAGCAGAGGAUCCCUGUAAGGGUAAGGCAUUAGGGGCACAGAGCACAUGCUGAACCAGCACAGACUGAAGCCCAAGCUCUGCUCAGAGGUGCACAGAGCCUGGAUAAGAGAUGGCAGGCACAAAUUGCAACUGAGGAAAUUCCAUCUGGAUAUAAGGAAAAAUGGGUAUGGUUAGCACAGGAACUGGGCCGCAGAGAGACAGGGAUCUUAUCCUCGGAGACUUCAAGACUAGACAAGACCUUGAGCAGCCUGGUCUUGUUUUGAACAAGAGCUGGAUGAGGUGAUCUCCACUUCCAACCUGAUUUUUAGCUCCAUUUCUACUCCAAGCACCUGGAGUUUUCCUAAUGCAGUGUCUGACCUAGCACCCAGCUAAAAGCCUCCUCACCAAAACCCUCAAUGAAUUCCCAUCCUUGGACUUGCCCAAACCAGACUGGUCUGUGCAGGAUGUGUCCCCCAUGUCCACCUUCUGCUCCCUGUGCUUAGUGAACUCUCCUGGGGAGAAACUGUUCUUGGUCUGUGUUGCAUUUCCCAACAGGAUAGGAUGCUGGUCUACCACAGGGCAUAACAGAGGCUACAGAAACACAGGAAGGAUUUAACCUCUGUGGAAACCCUGCCUGACUCUUCACCUUCUCCCUGGCUGCUCAUCUGUUGCUUUUGAGGUGGUGAGGUCCAAGGGCAGCUUCAUCUCAUCUUCUCUUGAUGAAACCGCAUUAAACCCUGGUGCAUCCCAGCUGGGCACCAGCAUUACAGGGAAGACAACAAAGGGGAUUUUCUGCUGUCAUUUGUUCCAAAUUACAGUGAUUUCAUGGAGCUUUUUGGCCACUUUCCACCGUAAUGCUCCAGCUCCCAAACCCCACGCAACUGGGAGGUGGGGCCUGGUGGUGGUAGUGGCUGGGGCACGGUGCAUCACUGUCAGAGGACCAGGGUGAAGGGACGGUGUCACCAGCACCCUCUGCUCCUGCUCUGCUGGGGACAGGCUGCCCCUCGGUGAGUAGCAUGUCCCACCGGGACAGCUUCAGUGGGAUGGCAGGAUCAGCUGCUAUCCCUAAGCCUCCUGAAUUUCAUCUGCUGGUAAGGAGAGGGAAUCCAUGGCUGGGAGCUGGAGCUGUGCUUUGUACUGGCACCCACCAGGAGCAUUGGAGAUGGGUGUUUUGCGGUGAUUUUGCCCACUGGAUGGAGCUGGGGCUGCACAGGGAUAAGCAGUGGCAUUGUGAGUGGCACAGCUGUAGAUGUACAGGAGGGGGAUGUACAGUCACAUCACGACAUCCCUACCCACAGCUCCUCUCUCUGCUCUCAUCCUGCUGCUUUGCCCCCUUCCUAGCCUGCAUUUCCCAGCCUCCAUGCACAUCCGUUAGCAUUCCAGUUGCUCUGAGCUUGCUUUACAACACUGACAUUUAUCCUGCCUGCAGCUCUUCCACAUUAGAUGCCUCCCAACUAAUACUUUGCAUCUUUCGGGUGUUAAGACACACAGGCAGGGCAGGGCUGUGUGAAGACAUUGGUUUUGCAGCUGAACUGGUAACAAGUCAAGCAUUAGGCAAUGCCGCAUCCAUUGCACCCAUGGGAGAAGCCUCAGCCCAGCUCCCAGCCCUGCCAUGCUAUGGGGGGUGCAGGAGUGACUGGGGAAACCCAUUCACAGCAGGGUCUGAGGCUCCCGGCUUUGCUUUGCAGGUGGGUGAGUCAGGAUGACAGCCAAGAAGAACCAGACUCUACAGAAUGGAAGUGCCAAGGAGAACGUGCUGCAGAGGGUGCUGCAGCUGCCGGUGGUGAGCUCGACCUGCGAAAGCCUCCAGAGGACCUACACCACCACCAAGGAGGCCCAUCCGCUCAUGGCCUCCAUGUGCGAGGUCUACGAGCGGGGUGUGCAGGGUGCCAGUGCUUUGGCCAUGUGGAGCGUGGAGCCGGUGGUGCGCAGGCUGGAGCCCCAGUUUGCUGUGGCAAACAACCUGGCUUGCCGGGGCUUGGACCACCUGGAGGAGAAGAUCCCUGCCCUCCAUUACCCUGUUGACAAGCUCGCAUCUGAACUGAAGGACACCAUCUCCACCCCGCUCCAAAGUGCCAAAAGCACCAUUGGCAACUCCAUGGAUAAGAUCAUGGAGCUGGCAGCAGAGGGCUACGAGGCCACCAAGAGCACGGUGGAGACAACAGCCAAGUACACGAGGAGGAACUCGGUGAGCCAGAUGGCAGCUGCCGGGGUCGACACAGCCCUGGGAGGGCUGGAGAAGCUGAUGGAGUACCUGCUGCCAGAGGAGGAUGAAGAAGCAGAUCAGAAGCCCAAAGAUCCACAUGGGUCAGCAGCAAAGGUGUCCCAGCAGCAGCCCAGCGCUCCCAGUGCUCCCAGCACCCUCGGCAGGAUCGGCACCUUGGUUAGCACUGCCUCCCACCGUGCUUACCAGCAAACCACCCAUGGCCUCCAGCGUGCCAAAGCCAAAGGGCAGGAGCUGGCCACAUGGAUCCCCAUUGUGGGCAGCCUGGCCAAGCCAAGCGUACCCGAGGCACCACGGGUCCAUAGCGAUGGGUGCAGCACCACAACCAGCCGGCUGAGCCAGCGGCAAAGCAAGGUGCCAGAGCAGAAGCAGAAGGCAGGGAAGAAAGACAACCACCAUAGCAAGGAGGCAGGGGAUGAGCCCGGGCUGGUGGGCACCAUGGCUCACAACCUGCAGAGCGCCUGCGCCUCCGGCAUCUCCAGCGUGAAGAAGGUCCCGGCGGUGGCCUGGGAUGCAGCGGAGGGGUUGGUCCUCUUCACCCCCCGCAGGCUGUCCAAGGCCAUGGAGACAGUGGAUGCUCUUGGGGGGACCCUCGUCAGUGCCCCCAAGCAUCUGCUGGGCACCCUGUACAGCUACGUGCCGCUCCGCAGGCAGUCAGCAAAGGAAGAGGACGCAGCCGGGAGCAGCGAGCCCAGAGCAGAGAAGGAGCAGAAGGAGGAGGAGGAGGAGGCCAAGCCUUCCACCCCCCCUGCCGAGGAGAAAGCCCAGCUGAGGGGGGACUGGCGGCUGUACCGCGGCCAUCACCCCCUCUCCUUCCUGGGCCUGGAGGACCCCAUGUUCCUGCGGCACAACUUCUACCGGGGCCCUGCCUUCGAGCCUGAAUAUCCCCUCCCGCGGAAAUCUGCCUUCUCCCCCUACAGCAGGCGCGUGAGCGAGGGCUCCUACCGCUUCAGCCCCGAGCCCAUGUACAGCCGGCCCUACUACACCGGCCUCUACAGUCCUGUCUUCAAGAAGGACUGAGCCAUGGGGAGGAUGAGCACAUUCCAGCCCUGCACUAAUCCACCCUCCUCCUCAGCAUGCUUUGCCAGCCCCUGCCAGCCUCCUGCACACACCCCUGUACUGGGAUGGGAGCUUGAAGUGGUAGAUGUGCCAUGGAGUGUAUCUGGGCCAGGGUGGGGGGAUAAAGGCAGCCAAAAGCCCUGUUGGAGGAAGGAGAAGGAACGGGGAGGUGGGAUCAGAAAGGUAAAGGAGAUGCAGAAAGAGAGGUGAGACCAUAGCAAAGGGACCAGUCAGGUCUGGCACUGUUCUGUCCUGGUUAAGCAGAUGGUGUGGACUUCAGAUGGUCUACAUGUUGAAACUGAGCAAGAACAGCAAAGCCGCUAAACAUCACCAUGCAAACCUGGUUCCCAUCCCUCCUUCCUCCAUCCCCCUCUGCAGGGCUCAUCCCUUGGCCACGGAUUGAAGAUCCCCACUGACCAGCAAGACUCAUGAGUCGGAAAGCCCUGUACACCCACCCCCAGAGAUGGUGGGAUCAGAAAGAGGAUCAGUGAGAACAAAUGGAAUCCCUCUCUCCCACAGGACCGCCUGGCUUCCCACAACACGCCAUUGUAUCCGCUGCAAUAAUAAACCUUCCCGACCUGC